UCGGGAGCCGAGCGGCCGGCGAGGCAGAAGGUUGUGGACAGGGUGCGGAAGGACAUCGCUCAUAGCACUGGGAGAGUGACGAGUCCUUCCUUUUCCGGUGGAGGCUGCGGCGGACACGGGCAGGAGCACGAGUGGCUCCGCCGCCGCCACCAUGGCUUGCGCUCGGCCGUUAAUAUCCGUCUACUCUGAGAAGGGGGAAGCAUCAGGCAAAAAUGUCACCCUGCCUGCUGUGUUCAAGGCCCCCAUUCGCCCCGACGUUGUGAACUUCGUUCACACCAACCUGCGCAAGAACAACCGGCAGCCCUACGCUGUCAGUGAGCUUGCAGGUCAUCAGACCAGUGCUGAAUCCUGGGGGACUGGGAGAGCUGUUGCUCGUAUUCCUCGAGUACGAGGCGGUGGAACUCACCGCUCCGGCCAGGGUGCCUUUGGAAAUAUGUGUCGGGGAGGCCGCAUGUUCGCUCCCACCAAGACCUGGCGCCGCUGGCACCGGAGGGUGAAUAUAACUCAGAAGCGUUACGCCAUCUGCUCUGCUCUGGCAGCCUCUGCUCUGCCAGCACUCGUCAUGUCCAAAGGUCACCGCAUCGAGGAGAUUCCAGAACUUCCUCUGGUUGUUGAGGACAAAGUUGAGAGUUACAAGAAAACCAAGGAAGCUGUUCUCCUCCUUAAGAAGCUGAAAGCUUGGAAUGACAUCAAAAAGGUUUAUGCCUCCCAGCGUAUGCGGGCCGGAAAAGGUAAAAUGAGGAAUCGCCGUCGCAUCCAGCGCAGGGGACCUUGCAUCAUCUACAAUGAGGACAACGGUAUCAUCAGAGCUUUCCGGAAUAUCCCAGGAAUCACUCUCCUGGAUGUGAACAAGCUGAACCUGCUGAGACUGGCUCCCGGGGGCCACGUGGGGCGUUUCUGCAUUUGGACAGAAAGCGCUUUCCGCAAACUGGACGAUCUCUACGGCACCUGGCGCAAAGCUGCCACCCUCAAGAGUGACUACAACCUGCCCAUGCACAAGAUGACCAAUACGGACAUUGGAAGGAUCAUGAGAAGCCAGGAAAUCCAGAAGGCGCUGCGUGCUCCCAAGAAAAAGAUUCACCGCAGAGUCCUGAAGAAGAACCCACUGAAGAACCUGCGAAUCAUGAUCAAGCUGAACCCUUACGCCAAAACCAUGCGCCGCAACACCAUCCUGCGCCACGCGCGCAACCACAAACUGAAGGAGGAGAAGAAGGCAAAGGCCAAGGCCAAGCUGGAGGGCAAGGCCCCAGCCGAGCCCAAGGCAGAGCCCACCAAGGCCACCAAGGCGGAGCCCACCAAGGCCACCAAGGCGGCUGCCAAGGCCCAAGCGUGAAGAGUGGGUGGUGCUUCCUCCCCUCCGGGUCACCAAACCUGCACCCCAGUGCUGCAAAUAAACUGGUGGAACAGAGAAAUGAC
Messenger RNA from Calidris pugnax (ruff), 1416 nucleotides. It is a transcript of the gene RPL4, whose product is annotated as ribosomal protein L4. The transcript has 10 exons. Gene Ontology annotation, cellular component: ribosome; cytosolic large ribosomal subunit. Gene Ontology annotation, biological process: translation. The record is from RefSeq and is a predicted model, not a curated record. Lineage: Eukaryota; Metazoa; Chordata; Aves; Charadriiformes; Scolopacidae. The coding region runs from base 152 to 1333 and encodes 393 amino acids. Gene Ontology annotation, molecular function: RNA binding; structural constituent of ribosome.